AGUCUACGCUAAAGAAGAAGCCUUGCAAGAUGAAGGAAACGACUGAACCUGUGUUUGUCAACAGCAAUUAAAUGCCACUAGAGAGCGUUUGAAGAAUUUAUUAACCGUAUUCAGGAUUGUGGCAAUAUUUCGCUCGUCCCUGAGAAGAGUUUCCCACACUCCUGCCCCGUUUGCGGGUCGCUGUGCCGGGGUGUUCUGUGGUGGCAAGGCAGCGGGUAGUGUCAUGCCAGAGGAGUGAGGUGUCAAAGGCCAGCAGAACCCUCCGUGGCCGUCCGGUCUCUGUGGUGAUGAAGCUGAAGCAGCGCUUGGUCGUGCUGUGCGCUGUUUUGCUGCUCUUGGGCCUGGUGAAGGUCUUUCUGCUGGACGGCGGAGAGGGCACAGCCGCCGGCCGCAGGGACCUGCGAGCCUUUCGUAAGAUGGAGUCCAGCCUGGCUCUGGUGAAGGGCGCACAGCUCACACACACGCUGCAGUCACCUUGGGAAGUAGCAGCGCAGUGGGUGGGGCCCAGGGAGGUUUACCCCGAUGACACGCCUGAGCUGGCAGCAGUGCUGAGUGCUUUGGCCACAGCCCGAGUGGAAAGAGCUGAUGUUGGGUACAAGGGCACUCAGCUCAAAGCCCUGCUGGUGUUGGAUGGAGGACAGAAGGUCGUCUUCAAACCCAAGAGGUACAGCAGGGAUUUUGUAGUAGAGGGAGAACCGUAUGCGGGAUAUGACAGGCACAAUGCGGAGAUUGCUGCCUUUCACCUCGACAGAAUUUUGGGUUUCAGAAGAGCUCCCCUAGUGGUGGGGAGGUUUGUCAACUUGCGCACAGAAAUAAAGCCAGUGGCCACAGACCAACUACUGAGCACCUUUCUUAAGCAUGGGAAUAACAGCUGUUUCUAUGGAAAGUGUUACUACUGCAGAGAGAGUGAACCAGCGUGUGCAGAGGGUGAUGUAAUGGAGGGUUCUGUUACGCUCUGGCUCCCGGACGUCUGGCCUCUACAGAAACACAGACACCCCUGGGGGCGCACUUACAGAGAGGGCAAACUCGCCAGGUGGGAGUAUGAUGAGAGCUACUGUGAAGCGGUGAAAAAGAUGCCUCCGUACGACUCUGGACCACGUCUCCUAGAUGUCAUUGAUACAGCCAUUUUUGAUUACCUCAUUGGAAAUGCCGAUCGCCAUCAUUAUGAAAGUUUCCAAGAUGACGGUGGAGCCAGCAUGCUCAUCCUUCUGGACAACGCUAAGAGUUUUGGGAACCCCGCCCUCGAUGAAAGGAGCAUCCUGGCCCCUCUCUAUCAGUGCUGCAUGGUCCGUGUGUCGACCUGGAACAGGUUGAACCUUCUGAGGGGCGGAGUUUUGAGUUCAGCGAUGCGACAGGCUACUGCUCACGACCCCGCCUUCCCAGUGCUAACAGAGCCGCAUCUAGCCGCGCUGGACAGACGCCUUAACGGUGUCCUAGCAACUAUACGACAGUGCAUAGAGACCCAGGGACCAGACAGCACUCUCAUUGAGGACCGUAUGGAUCUGCCUCAUCCGUAGAGCAGGUGUACAAGAGAACAGAACCAGGGAGAAAAGAAGGGAGGAUUCAGACCUGUGGGGGCAAGCAUAGCCCUCCAUUUCCUGUUUUAGUGAUGCAGCUAUGAGGAGCUGAUGGCGAGCAGCAGGAAAUGACCUCAUGGAAUUCUUUAAAAGGACAGUGCGUGUUAGACCGUGGCCGCCAACGCCCGAAAAAUCGACACUUUUUACACACGACCCUUACAGUUCUGUCUGUUUUAAUCUGGCUUUCUCCACUUGAUUCUUUCCACACAGCUGAACUGAUAUGUUUCACAAUUUUUCUUACUAUCCCUCUCUUUCACUCUCAGACUUUCUUUCUCUCUCUCUCUCAGUCAGUCUCUCUCUCUCUCUCUCUCUCUCUCUCUCAGUCUCUCUCUCUCUCUUCCUUGGAGACUGCUUGGAGGGCACACAGGUGCCAAAGGGCCUGGUUAUCGACACAGCCAUAAGACUAACUCUCAGGAUGGGCUGGGGAUUGGGUGGAGGGGCGGCUGAUGUAGGAUAAGACCAUGGCAGUUAUGCUACUGACUUUCUUAAACUACAAGUGAAUGGCAGAGGCAGCCAGACCUGCCCUCACUGCAAACAGACUGCACAAGCAGACGGAACAAUGAAAUACUAAUAUUGAUAAUAAUUGUAUGACUGAUGGAAGGGUUGUAAUAAUUGUUGUUAUACCUGCGUUGCAUAUGACUUGUGACUGCAGUGUUGCGUAGUGGAGAUGUCCAGACCAGACAAGCAAGG
Chanos chanos (milkfish) is the source of this 2267-nucleotide messenger RNA. RefSeq names its product FAM20B glycosaminoglycan xylosylkinase (gene fam20b). Gene Ontology annotation, cellular component: Golgi apparatus. Bases 288 to 1517 code for a protein of 409 amino acids. The transcript has 8 exons. Gene Ontology annotation, molecular function: phosphotransferase activity, alcohol group as acceptor. Gene Ontology annotation, biological process: proteoglycan biosynthetic process. The record is from RefSeq and is a predicted model, not a curated record. NCBI's taxonomy places the organism in Eukaryota, Metazoa, Chordata, Actinopteri, Gonorynchiformes, Chanidae.